GUAACCUCUUGCACGGACUCUUGACACUAGCUUGACGGAACGCCACUGCGACAGCUCUCGGUCCCCAAUUGUUUAACAAUUGACCCAGGAACAUCUGUGACUUUCCUUGUAGACACCGCUUUGUCAGUCCCCAGGAGCAAGCGAGGGCUGAGUAGAAUUUAGCCGGCUUUGGAAGGCGCUCAAGAAGCAACCAGGCCGCGUGGUGAAUGCAUACCCGCGUGCCGUUAGCCAUAGCGACGAAGCGUGCGUGACAGCGCAGCUUCAAGGAAAGGGCGAAGACCGUUUCGUGCCGGCUUUUCUCAAGCCAGACGGAGAGGGCGCCGAGCUUCUAAUUAAGCAGCCAGUGGAAUCAUGGGCGCCUGCUGCUCUCAGCCGAGCGAAAAGUAUGAGGUGCAAGGGCAGUCCAGUAAGCCCAAGCCCGCGACUGGCAGCGGCGCCAAGGCUGCCGCGAAGCAGCCCGCGACGCCAGACUUCGGCCUGCAGACCACGCAUGAGGUCAUCAAGUUGCUAGGUCGCGGUGGGGAGGGCGAGACCUGGCUGUGCCGCGACAAGGAGACCAAUGCGGAGGUCGCCAUCAAGCUUAUUAAGCGGCCAAUUCCCAAGCCGGCGAUUCAGGUUAUCAAGCGUGAAAUCAAAAUCCAGGCCGAUCUGGGGCAGGGCCACCUCAAUAUCGUCAGCGCCGACGAAGUUAUUCUGUCCAAGACAUACCUGGGGCUUAUCAUGGAGUACGUGCCAGGUGGCAACAUGGUGAGCUACGUGACUAAGAAGCGCGAAACCAAGAGCGAGCGCGCCGGGUUGUGUAUCGAUGAGGACGAGGCGCGGUACUUCUUCAUCCAGCUGGUGUCGGCGGUGGAGUACUGCCACAGAAACAACGUGGCGCACCGCGACCUGAAGCUGGACAACACGCUGCUGGACAACCACGUGCCCUCCUGGCUGAAGCUGUGCGACUUCGGCUUCGCCAAGCACUGGCAGGCCAACUCGAACAUGGACACCAUGCGCAUCGGCACGCCCGAGUACAUGGGCCCGGAGCUCAUCAGCAGCAGGACCGGCUAUGACGGCAAGAAGGUGGACGUGUGGGCGGCGGGCGUGCUGUUGUACGUGAUGCUGGUGGGCAUGUUCCCCUUCGAGACGCAGGACGACAACUUCAACAACACGGCCGGCCUGUACGACAUCUGGCUGCAGCAGAUCAAGACCAGCUGGCGCGAGGUGCCCAACAACACGUCGGCCGCCUCGCGCCUCACGCCCGAGCUGAAGGACCUGCUGGACAAGAUGUUCGACGUCAAGCAGGAGAGCCGCGCCAGCAUCGAGACCAUCAAGAACCACCCCUGGUUCAAGAAGCCGCUGCCGGAGCCGUACGAGAGCAGCCUGAAGGAGCUGCAGGAGGAGCAGCGAAGCAUUGACGAGCAGGUGUCCAAGGGCGCCUUCCAGAGCGCCGAGCGCGACAAGGCGCUGGAGGCGCUGCUCGACCGCGCGGUGACGCCCUCGCUGCCCAGCGAGGAGGUGACGCGCCUCAGCCUGUCGAAGAUCAAGCGCGCCUACAGCAUUCUGAAGGGCAAGGGUAACGCCGGCGCCGGCAUGGCGGCUGUGGUUGAGGAGGACUAAAGGCAGCAGCUUCAGUGGUGGCGGGAACAGCAGCAGCAGCAGCGGCUGGCGAACGCUCUGGCGCGAAGCGGAGAGGCGAGCGAGGCGGCUGGCGGGAUGAGCGAAUGCCGGCGGUGGCGCUUCCCAGUGCCGGGAUCGGGCCGCCGAGCUCUUGCAUGAUGGAUAAGCACGCGGAGGGCAGCUGGGCAUGCUGAAGAUGACAAGCAGCACCGACCUCUUGGGUCGCGGUGGGCGCGGUCUCCAGCCACACGGCAGGGCGGGCGCCCGGGGGCAGCACCGCGCAUCAUCCGCGCCGGUACUGCAGGGCGCGUCGCUUGGAGGUCGCGCCGCCGCAGGCCAUUCCCCCAAGUAUGUUUGCAGGGGGCUCACUGGGGGGCAUAUGUCGUGGGUCUGGGAACUUGCAAGGGGAUCUUCACACUGGAUUUACUGCAUGUGCACAUAGGGGGGUCAACGGAGCAUAGGGGCUAUCGAGCCCAGGAAAAGCAAACAACAGAACGUAGGGCAGGAAGUGUGUCCUCGUGCCCGUCACGUCGUGGGCAUUACGUCCAGGGGCACGCAGCUGGCCAUCUGUGUGUGCCUCGGAAAGACGUUCUGCGGUAGGAGGGAAUUCGAAUGGGCAGUCGGGUAGGAUGAUCAUGUGCGUUUGGAACAGAGCGGCCGCUAGCCAUGGGGCGAGGACGCGCGGAUUGUGCAGCACGGUUGAGGUCUUACGGCAGGGAACACGUGAGUGCGCACUGAACGUUAACAGUGUUGAGUAGGAGGUGAUGAGGUCGUAAGCAAGGAUGUGUAAGUACAUAAGGAA
This is a messenger RNA of Chlamydomonas reinhardtii, 2404 nucleotides long. RefSeq lists its product as uncharacterized. The transcript has 9 exons. Gene Ontology annotation, cellular component: cytoplasm. Gene Ontology annotation, biological process: intracellular signal transduction; protein phosphorylation. Gene Ontology annotation, molecular function: protein serine/threonine kinase activity; ATP binding. The record is from RefSeq and is a predicted model, not a curated record. Bases 352 to 1602 code for a protein of 416 amino acids. NCBI's taxonomy places the organism in Eukaryota, Viridiplantae, Chlorophyta, Chlorophyceae, Chlamydomonadales, Chlamydomonadaceae.